AUGCCAAAUCCUUUUGAAUACAUUCGCAAUAAAGUACAACAACACAACGUUGUUCAACUUGCAAAAAUUUGUAACCAAACUUACCUAAGUAUGUUGAGCGCUAGAAAUUUUGAUGAUUUAUUGCAUAAAGUUCUAAUCAACCCUCACAUUGCUAUUCUUGUUCUUCAAGUAUCAAAAAAAUUUAGCGAUAUGCCUGCCCUCGUAAUCCAGUGGAAUAACGGCGGUUUUAAUGACGUGCCCGCAUCACCCAAUAAUCGAAACGGAGUUGCUGGACAGAACCGAAAUGCAAUAAUCAACUUUCUGACGGCAAAUGGGGCAAUAAAUUAUCAUGAUACCGUUUUCUUGUUUAGAGAUGGCCCAGCACUUGCCACAUGUGAACAUAAUCUACCUCAAUGGGUCCGUCAUCAGGCUGCAAUUCCUGAUAUAUGUACCGCAGCAAUUAGAAUUAACAGUAUAACUGUCGGAGGUGGAAGUCGAAUUGAAUUUGAACCUUUCGAUCAAGCGUUUAAUAGAUAA
Funneliformis mosseae is the source of this 516-nucleotide messenger RNA. The record is from the annotation of a GenBank genome assembly. Lineage: Eukaryota; Fungi; Glomeromycota; Glomeromycetes; Glomerales; Glomeraceae.